Molecule: messenger RNA, 1023 nt
Organism: Ilyonectria robusta
Lineage: Eukaryota; Fungi; Ascomycota; Sordariomycetes; Hypocreales; Nectriaceae
Product: concanavalin A-like lectin/glucanase domain-containing protein
Exons: 3
Coding region: 1-1023 (340 amino acids)
Biological process (GO): polysaccharide catabolic process
Molecular function (GO): cellulase activity
Source: RefSeq, a predicted model, not a curated record
AUGAGGAGCGGCCCGUUAUUGGGUAGCGUCGCUCUCCUGUUGCUGCGGGCGAACACCGUGCAGGCCCUGUCUCCUGAUGGCGCGGUUAUUUGUGACAAGGACAGACUUGGUGAAUUUACCGACUCUCUGAUGUAUUAUCCAAAUGGGUGGAACGACAAAAGCCCAGAUGAUGGUUUCGUCUGCAUGACUGUCUACAACAGCACCCCAGCCUACGACGCAACCUGGAACUGGGGCGAGGAUAUCCAGGACGUGCACUCAUUCCCGUACGUGCGAUUUGGUCAUGAGGAACUCCCCAUCCGCCUCAGUAGUAUCCGCUCAAUCCGCCUAUCGACUGAGUGGAUCAUGACGGCUGGCGCGCUGAGCGAACUGCCACGUACCUUUAGCAACUCUGCUUGGGACAAGAAGAAGGACACGCUGCAAAGCAACAGGGUUCAGGCCAACGCGGCGUGGGAUUUCUUCCUUGAUAAUGACCGCAAUACCACCCUAUACCCUCAAUACGCUGCAAUCGAGUUUAUGGUUUGGCUGGGGAGCGUAGGUGACCCAUGGUGGCUUGGGAGGCUGGAAGGCACAAUCCUGUCUAAUGUGACCCUUGGAGACACUGAAUUUUCACUGUACUACGGGCGCAACUCCGGUGGCACCCAUGUCUUCACUGCUGUGCCCUCCACUGGCGAGGAUAUUCUAUCGAUUGAUGAGGACUUCUAUCCUCUCUUCGAGUUCAUUCUCAAAAAGGCUCAUAGCCAUCUUGAUACUCCAGAUGAUCUACCAACGGACCCGUGGCUGGGUAUUGUGGAGUUUGGCUCUGAAACCUGGUUCUCCGAUGGCAACGUAACAUUCACAGCUGCGAAUUUUGGCAUGCAGCUGGAUGGAGAAAAUAGUGGCUCGAGCGGGUCUGAAGACGCAGACGCUGAUGAUGGAUCUGACUCGUCAAUUGACGAUGACGAAAAUCAGGCCGCAGUCCUGGCUAGUUUGCCAGUACUUGGGUAUACUAUAGCUACUGCGUUAAUAGUUAAGGCUCUGUGGUAA